This is a messenger RNA of Acanthoscelides obtectus, 277 nucleotides long. The record is from the annotation of a GenBank genome assembly. NCBI's taxonomy places the organism in Eukaryota, Metazoa, Arthropoda, Insecta, Coleoptera, Chrysomelidae.
AGAUUUUAGCAUCGACUUAAGUUAGUCAAGUUUCUUUAGAAUUUUUGUAUAGGUAUAGUUGUUCCUGCAGGUACUUGACAGCUAUGGGCGCAGGCCUGCGAUGGUGCUGAUAGCGACCUGCCUGUCAAUAGCUUCAGUAUUAGAAGCAUUUUCUAGAACCUGGUGGUUAUACUGCCUGUGUAGGAUGAUCAUUGGAAUGGGAAAAGGUUGUUUUUACAUGAUACCCAUGUACAUUGGAGAAACGGCACGGAAAGAAAAUAGGGGAAGGGUAGAGUAA